AUGUUCAACUCGAAUCCCAACACACCUUCUCCGGGCCCAGCAAGCCGUCGCGAGUAUCUCGAGCCUCGCCAUGCCACAGCCGACUUUACGGAAGCCGAGGACGAGGACGAGGACGAGGAAUUCAACGAGAGACGGGAAGAUGUAGGAGAGCUCCCCAGAUUUACACGACAUAGGCAUGAUGGUGGCCCACAAGACGCAGAUGGCCGAAGAAGCUCGGCGACAAUGAUACCAUUGUUCUCUGCAAGUCAUUUAGACUCCCUGCCCAUCUAUAGCCUCGUCCACUCGAUACGAAUCAUAGUUCAGACAAGGACGGAAACAAGCUUAACAUGGGAACAGCUAAAGUCGCCUCAAGUAUCGCAAUUCCUUGUUAAGCCUAUGCAACAGCAGAUCAGAAACACGCAUCUCAAUCGAGCAACUUUAUAUGCCUUGAUGGCAAACUGUCUGGGCUUCAAGACAGAGAGCGAACUUUAUCCAGCGAAUGCAGGCACGAGCAGCACGAGGGCCAAGGUUUGCGAGCUGCUUGCUUUGAAGUUGUUGAAGGAGUACAACACGAGAGAGCUUAUCGAUGCCCUGUCCUACGACUUCUAUCCAUUACAAGGCGCUCCAGACAAUGGUCCUCGGGGCCCAAAAAGUCAACAAGCAACGGCGAGAACAUCUACCCUGGAAGUAGCCAUUCGGGCCUCGGCUAAGCAUUUCCUCUCCCAUCCUCUUGUGGUCCAACAGCUCGAAGCUAUCUGGAACGGCUCCAUUAGCUUUUACUCGUCCGCGGACCAGCUACAUCGCAAGCCCCCAACCCCCAAGACGCCUAGGUCACCCGUAGAGAAUGGUGCCAGAUCUCCUAUGAGCAGAGAGCCGGCUGAUGCGAGGACUCCGCUUCUUCGGUUUGAAGCGCCAAGCGUCAAAGAGAACGAGGGACGAGGUCGGGGAGAACAGCUCCCGCUUUUCGAAGUACCUAUCAGGCGGACUGUGGCCCUCUACAAUCCUCACAACGCCUCUCCUAUGAAACUAUCUAGGCUGCGAGUUCCUCGUUAUCGGCAGUUCUUCUCGACCUGCUCCCUGUUUAUACUUAUAUGCCUCUACCUCGCCGUCCUUGUGGAACGUUCAAAUCGUAUUACCUCGCUAGAGUUGGUCUUCUGGUUUUGGAGUGCCGGAUUUAUGCUUGACGAGGUUGUCGGUUUCAACGAGCAGGGGUUCUCCCUCUACAUCAUGAGUUUUUGGAACAUCUUCGAUAUAGGCAUCCUGCUGCUCUUGGUAAUAUUCUAUUGCAUGAGGAUAUACGGCGUCUUUCUCGUUGAAGCUAAGGGCUGGAACGAUAUGGCGUAUGAUGUGCUGGCUGCUAAUGCAAUCCUGCUUUUGCCCCGUAUGUUCAGUGUGCUUGAUCACUACCAAUACUUUUCGCAGUUGUUGAUAGCCUUCCGGCUGAUGGCUGUGGAUCUCGCUGCCGUAUUCAUUUUGAUCAUGAUCAGCUGCUCUGGAUUCUUUGUAUUCUUCACCCUGUCAAGAAACAACCAUGAUGCUGGCGAUGUAGCCUAUAAGAUCUUCCAGAUUCUCAUGGGAUUUACGCCAGCUGCCUGGGAUGUUUGGCCGGAGUAUAAUUACUUGGGACGAUUCCUCCUGGCUUCGUUCCUUGUUAUCUGUCACUUUGUGGUGGUCACUAUUCUUAUCACAGUCUUGACGAAUUCUUUCACUGCCAUUGCCUCCAAUGCCCAACAAGAACAUCAGUUCCUGUUCGCAAUUAACACAAUCUCAAUGGUGAAGAACGAUGCUCUUUUCAGCUAUGUGGCGCCAGGCAACAUUAUUGCCUGGCUGUUGAUGCCACUGAGUUAUGUUAUGCCUAUGCGGGACUUCGUUCGGAUGAAUCGAACAGCCAUCAAACUCACUCACUGGCCGCUAUUGUUUGUCAUCUUCUGCUACGAAAAAUACAUAUUGGCAUCAGAUAUUUACGAGCCGACGGAUCUAGUCGACAACCAAGCGCGUACUCGUACCCGUUCACGACUGAUAUCCUUUGCCGAUCCGGCUUCGAGAACCGCUUUGUUUAGUCCCCAUAUCGGAGCUCGUGAGGGGUCUGUCGUUGGGCAGCAAAAGGAUCAGGCUUUAGCAGAAGUUUUUUGGCGUGUGCCAGAUGCGAACACCUUUCGUCAGCAGCGUAGGCAGGAGAGGAGAAAGUCGCAGACCGCAAUCCGCAACUGGAUGGAACAGAAUGACACUGAAGAAGGUGCACCGUUGUCGCACUGGCCAACUAUGGAUAGUCGCAGAAGUGGUGGUAGUAGAUUCGCAAAAAGGUUUAGGACGGUAUCAGACGUUAGGUCGGCCGCGAGCGAUCCUGCCGAUUUGAUGUCGAAUAGUGGGUUUCCCUCUGCUGGCCGAUUUAGAACCUUUGACGGACGCUCCCCUGGGCAGCAGCCGGAAGAUAAGGACCAAACUGACGCAGAUGGGGAUGAUGAACUGGUCACGAACGAUGAAGACGAGGAUGAAGUUGCAACAGAAGAUCCGAGAGGUUCGAAAUCACGCCGAGUGGAGGAAGAUGAAGAGGACUAUUUCACCACUCCGAUUGCCUCACGCUUUGGUGUCUUGGCUCCAGCCUCACUUACGUCCACUCGCUCGUCCGUACCGGCAGCAAUAGCCUCACCUCGAGGGGGCCGCCGGCAAGGCAUGCACAGCCGUACAAUGUCAACUAACACAAUACUCUACGCGCCACAAGAAGUCAGGGAUGCUCUAGCAAACGCUGAAUCAGAAUCCGACCAGCCAGUUACGUCUCGUUCUCGACCCUUAAGCAGUCGCCAAACUACAGUUGCCCCGACCCCUGUGUCCAGCGGAACUCGCUCGCCACGUCGGUCUGUUUACAUACAGCCACCCGUGAGACCUCGCCCAAUACCUUCAAAGACGGCACCCGACCGUCCACCGGUACUCAGCGCUCCAGCAAACCGUCGCCACGCACCGCUUACGGAUGAUAUGGACAUGAAUUCGGAGUUGGGCCUGGACACUAGCAAUGUGGAGGCAUUCAGCGGCGUGCCGGCCUCGUUUCAGACCCAAAUGGCUUGGGCUACGGGCCAGCUCAAGGGUCAAAAUCGGAAGGCACAAGAUCGAGAGGAUUCUGACCGCCUAGCCCGCCUCAUGCUCGCGAAAAUGAAGGCCCUCGAAGAACGAUUUGAUAACGUGGCUCGCGAGAUUCAAGCAGUACGUACCGUGGCCACGGCGCAUAACUCCGGUGACGACAGAAGCUCUAGAGCUGGAAGCGGCACAGGCACUGUGGCCAUAGAAAUUGCGUCUAGAGAUAGACGACGUCCUACGACAGCAUAUAAACGUCCGACGACACAAGGUGACCGAAGCCAUCCGGCCAGCGGUGUGGAGGAUAGACCGGUCUUGAGUAGGAGGAAUACAAAACAGAGACCCAGGAUAAAGGAAAGGGCAAAGCGAUCGCUCGCUCUACCGGAGACAGCGGCGACGAUGAGAAGGAUGCACCAACUCUAA
This is a messenger RNA of Truncatella angustata, 3471 nucleotides long. RefSeq lists its product as uncharacterized. Gene Ontology annotation, cellular component: membrane. The record is from RefSeq and is a predicted model, not a curated record. Gene Ontology annotation, molecular function: monoatomic ion channel activity. The transcript has 5 exons. The coding region runs from base 1 to 3471 and encodes 1156 amino acids. Lineage: Eukaryota; Fungi; Ascomycota; Sordariomycetes; Amphisphaeriales; Sporocadaceae. Gene Ontology annotation, biological process: transmembrane transport; monoatomic ion transport.